This is a messenger RNA of Neltuma alba, 2106 nucleotides long. RefSeq names its product histone-lysine N-methyltransferase, H3 lysine-9 specific SUVH6-like. The transcript is spliced from 2 exons. Gene Ontology annotation, molecular function: zinc ion binding; histone methyltransferase activity; protein binding. The coding region runs from base 1 to 2106 and encodes 701 amino acids. The record is from RefSeq and is a predicted model, not a curated record. NCBI's taxonomy places the organism in Eukaryota, Viridiplantae, Streptophyta, Magnoliopsida, Fabales, Fabaceae. Gene Ontology annotation, cellular component: nucleus.
AUGGUUAGGAAGCCAUUUGCAAUUCGUGAUUACCCACCUGGGAUAGGACGGAAUACAGCAAGAAUCCAUGUUACUCCUAGAGAAGGUACUGCAAAGGUUGUACUUUUUGAGAAGGAUGGUGAAGUUAAUCCUCGAUACUCUAAGUUCUUGAGUUCAACUCCUAUUGAGACAACUGAGAAAAUGUCGAUGGGUCCUGAAUUGUCUCCAUAUGUGAAAACGGCCAGUUCGAGUGAUUAUUCACAGAACGCUGCAACUAGAAGAUUUAUUUCAGCCAUUAGAGACUAUCCUCCAUUUUGUGGACCUAAUUCUCUGAGUCUGAGUAAGGGCGAUGUUUCCAAGGGCAAGCUCAUGGACAGGCAUUUGAGUGGUGCUACAGAAGAAAAGAAGAGAAAACUUGAUUGCCUCACAGGGGGUGAUGGGUCUAAAGCUGUGUUGAGGACUAAAGACUCUCUGAAUCAUUCCAAGAUAAAGGUUUUGAAAAAGAAAGAAGGACAUGCUGCUCCUGGUGGUAUGGCUACACUUGCGGUUUUAGGAAAAAAUUGUCUUGAUAACAAUUAUGGUAGAAAAUUUUCUGAUGGCCAUAGAUCAUAUGGUGUAAAUGUUCCACUUCUGCAUCGUCGUAAUUUGAGUAUUCGCAACAAUGACGCAACUGUGACACGAAAUACUGUAAGAGAGACACUGCGCUUGUUUCAAGCUCUUUGUAGGAAAUUGUUGCAAAAACUAGAAGCAGAGUCAAAAGGCCAAGCAAAAGUUCGUAAGAGGGUUGAUUCAGAUGCAGCAAAGAUCCUCAGAUAUGAAGGAAAAUAUGUGAAUGCAGGCAAGCAGAUCUUUGGUCCUGUCCCUGGGGUUGAAGUAGGUGACGAAUUUGAUUAUAGGGUGGAGCUUAAUAUUGUUGGUCUCCAUCGCCAAACACAAGCUGGCAUAGAUUUUGCGAAGAUCAACGGUGAGCACCUUGCAACUAGUAUUGUUGCAUCUGGGGGAUACCAUGACGAGUUGGAUAACUCAGGUGUUUUGAUUUAUUCAGGGCAAGGAGGGAAUGUGAUGUGCAGUAAGAAACAACCUGAAGACCAGAAGCUUGAGAGGGGUAAUCUUGCUUUGAAGAACAGUAGCAAGAAAAAGAACCCUGUUAGAGUGAUACGUGGUGCUUUCUUUGAAGACGGAAAUCAUAGGAGAUUUGUGUAUGAUGGAUUGUAUGAAGUCGAGGCAUAUUGGCAAGAAAUGGGGCCACAUGGCAAGAUGGUUUUCAAGUUUCAGCUGCGAAGAAUCCCAAAUCAACCAGAGCUUCCUUGGAUUGAACUGAAGAAAUCCAACAUGUUCACAUUAAAGAAAGGCCAGUGUGCUGUUGACAUCUCACAUGGUAAAGAGGAAUUACCAAUUCGUGCUGUGAAUACCAUAGAUAAUGAAAAACCUCCAUCAUUUGAAUAUAUUACUCGGAUGAUCUAUCCUAAUUGGUUGCAUCUGACACCUGCUAAGGGAUGUAACUGUACAGACAGAUGCUCUGACCCGACAAGAUGUUCUUGUGCUGUUAAAAAUGGAGGAAUCCCAUUCAAUCACACAGGUUGUAUUGUAGAAGUAAAGCCUCUGGUGUAUGAGUGUGGCCCUUCUUGCAAAUGCCCUCCAGAUUGCUAUAACAGAGUCAGCCAACGUGGAAUAAAAUUGCCACUUGAAAUUUAUAAAACUGACAAAAGGGGAUGGGGUGUGAGAUCUCUACGCUCCAUUCCUUCUGGCAGUUUUGUAUGCGAAUACAUAGGAGAGUUGCUUGAAGACAAGGUAGCUGAACAAAGAACUGGUCAUGAUGAGUAUCUUUUUGAUAUAGUCUCUGAGGAUGGCAGCGGCUUCACCAUUGAUGCAGCUCGGUGUGGUAAUCUGGGCAGAUUUUUCAACCAUAGUUGCGCCCCCAAUAUGUAUGCACAAAAUGUUCUUUUUGAUCAUGGCGACUGCAGGAUUCCCCACAUAAUGCUGUUUGCUGCUGAGAACAUUCCUCCAUUAAAAGAGCUGACUUAUGAUUACAAUUACUCAAAAGAUCUAAUCCUCGAUUCGGAUGGCAACAUAAAGAAGAAGGAUUGCUUUUGUGGCUCCGUGGGUUGUACUGGAAGGAUGUAUUGA